GCUAAUUAUCAGGCGUAAAGUCAGGACGUGUUCUCUACGAAAAGAUGAGAUCUAAUAUAUUUUAUAUACUAAGCUUGCUUAGUGUGUCAAGUUUGGCCCAUGCUGCGAGCAAUCUGAUCUGUUACUAUGACUCGUCCUCGUAUUCGCGACAAGGUCUGGCCAAAAUGCGUACGACCGAACUGGACUUGGCCCUGCAAUUCUGCACCCACUUGGUCUAUGGAUACGCGGGUCUGAAGGCCGGAACCCACGAGCUCUUCAGUUUGAAUGUCGACCUGGACAUGUUCUACUACAAGGACAUCACGGAUCUGCGCCAGAAGUAUCCCCAACUGAAGAUUUUCCUCAGUGUGGGCGGAGAUCGCGAUGUGGAUGAGGCUCAUCCCAAUAAAUAUAUAGAGCUCUUGGAGGCGAAUCGUACGGAGCAGCAAAAUUUCAUAGAUAGCAGCAUGAUUGUGCUAAAGCGAAAUGGAUUCGAUGGCUUGGAUCUCGCCUUUCAAUUGCCCCGCAAUAAGCCCAGAAAAGUUCACGGAUCCAUUGGAACCUAUUGGAAAUCAUUCAAGAAACUCUUUACUGGCGACUUUAUAGUGGAUCCCCUGGCGGAACAGCACAAGUCACAGUUCACCGAACUCGUGGGGAAUAUUAAGAACGCGUUCCGUUCUGCCAAUCUAAUGCUUUCUUUGACGGUGCUGCCCAAUGUAAAUUCAACUUGGUACUUUGAUGUCCCCAAACUGCAUCCGCAGUUCGAUUAUAUCAACCUAGCUGCCUUCGACUUCCACACACCCCUACGAAAUCCCGAGGAGGCCGACUUCACUGCUCCCAUUUUCUUCCAGGAUGAACAGAAUCGUUUGCCUCAUUUAAAUGUUGACUUCCAGAUUAAUUACUGGCUGCAAAACCAUUGUCCCGCCCAGAAGUUGAACCUGGGUAUCGCCAGUUAUGGCAGGGCCUGGAAAUUGACGAAGAAUUCUGAGCUGAGUGGACUUCCAAUUGUCCACGAGACGUGCGGAGCUGCGCCAGGAGGUCUUCAAAUCGCAAGUGCCGAUGGCUUACUAAGUUGGCCCGAGAUUUGUGCCAAGUUGUCGCAGAAUGCAUCUGCCCCGUAUCGAGGAGAAAAUGCGCCCCUCCGCAAGGUCACAGAUCUGAACCAAAAAUAUGGAAACUACGCCCUUCGUCCGGCGGAUGAGAAUGGAGACUACGGUGUCUGGCUGAGCUUCGAUGAUCCUGAUUUUGCCGGAAUAAAAGCAGGAUAUGCCAAGAGCAAAGGACUCGGAGGAAUCGCCGUAUUCGAUUUAAGCUACGACGAUUUCCGAGGACUUUGCACUGGGCAAAAAUUCCCCAUUGUGCGAUCAAUCAAAUAUUUUAUGGGAUAGUGUAUUUUAUUGUUAUAAUAAUAAUAAAUGCAAAAUUUUAAAAUAAAUUCAAGAUUUUUAGAAACUUU
Messenger RNA from Drosophila takahashii, 1432 nucleotides. RefSeq names its product Imaginal disc growth factor 1. Gene Ontology annotation, cellular component: extracellular region. Gene Ontology annotation, molecular function: chitinase activity; chitin binding. Gene Ontology annotation, biological process: chitin catabolic process; carbohydrate metabolic process. Lineage: Eukaryota; Metazoa; Arthropoda; Insecta; Diptera; Drosophilidae. The record is from RefSeq and is a predicted model, not a curated record.